UGCUCCCCUCCAUCCAUCCCACUUCCUGAACUUUGUGCUUUGUGGGUUCCAAAGAACCCAACGAUCGAGGUCAAAGUCGUGUCACGAUCUGGAUCGUCACAACCGUUUGUGCACAAGCAAGAUCUGGCAGAAUGCACCCACGGACGGAUCCAUCUGUGCCAUUCAUAUGUGCCCUCCAGGGGCAGUAAACUCUCAGUGGUAAGUGGUGCGCUAAGAUCGGCACCACAUUGGCCAACCAUCCAUGUAUCCAAUCGGCGGUGCCUGGCGCGCAGUGCGCGCUAUGAGACUGCCAAAUUUAUCCCCGCACUUGGGCAGCAUCACGGCCUCGCAUCCGACGCCUCGUUUUCCCGUAUUUCUGUCAAUGUCAUCCCGGAACUUAAUCCGCUUCCCAGACCAUGCGUCUGAUUCGUGUUUCCGACCUGAGCCUUCACUGGUUCGGGGGCGAGCAGGUGCCGCCAUACGCGAUCCUCUCCCAUGUCUGGGGCCCCGACGAGGUGCUCUUUGGCGACGUCCAAAACGGCACAUUUCGAGACCGUGCAGGAUUCGCCAAGCUGGCCUCUUUUUGCCACAAGGCUGCCGAGGACGGCUACGAGUAUGGCUGGAGUGACACUUGCUGCAUCGACAAGUCAGACUCGGCAGAGCUUUCCGAGGCCAUCAACUCCAUGUUUCGCUGGUACCAGAACAGUGAUGUGUGCUACGCCUACCUUGAAGACGUCCAUGUCACCCACGACCCCGAUGAUCCGGCCGGCACCUUCCAGAGAUCGUGCUGGUUCACCCGUGGCUGGACUCUCCAGGAGCUCAUCGCUCCCCCGUUUGUCUGGUUCUACACGGCGUCAUGGGCCGAGAUAGGCUCACGUCUAGGGCUCAAGGACGCCAUCGCGUCCAGCACCAAGAUCCACACGACCCUCUUCGAGGAGGGCCGCCUGUCCGAAUUUAGCCUCGCCCAGCAACUGUCGUGGGCUGCCGGCCGGGAAACCACCCGGCCCGAGGACAGGGCUUACUCUCUGCUGGGCCUGCUUGGCGUGGCCAUGCCCCCAAUCUACGGCGAAGGGGCCGUAAAGGCAUUCCGGCGUAUGCAGACGGAGCUGCUCAAGGAAGGCGCCCGAUGGGGCGACGACAGUAUCCUGGCCCAUGCCGGCCACGAAGUCUUGGCUCGCAGCCCAGACGACUUCAAGGCCUCGGGCUCCAUCGAGCGCGGGUUCGGCUACGGGCGUGUCGGGAGUACCAACAGGGGCGUCGAGCUGCGCACGCGCGUCCUGAGUACUGAAUCCAUGAAUCCGGCGCGCCGAACGCAGCUUUUUACGACCAACGCCCGAUUGCAACCAGACCACCUGGCCAUCCUCAGCUGCAAGCUGCACCACGGGGAAUCCAUAGUCGCCAUAUCCUUGUCCAAGCACGAGAACAGCAUUUUCUUCAAGAGCUCGGGCUCCAUCCUCUCUGGCGGUCCGGCCUUUGUGGCCCUCGGCCCCAAGGACGUGGACGGCGUUGCCGAGCAGCAUAUCGUCCUUGACACCUCGGAGGCUUGGGACCCAUCGAGCGACUGGACAAGACCGUUUGGAAGGCCCCCCAAAAACAUAUUGGUCGAUUUCUCCUGCUGUGGCGAGUUUAAGCUCGCAGGAUUCUGGCCAGCCCAGCGCGACAAGGACAACUGGGAGCUUGGCUCAACGACGGCCAUGUACAAAUCUCGGGAAGCCCACGAGGAGGCGCACCAAACUCCUUCUUCAGCAACUUUCAAAUUCCACACAGUACGCGGCGCAGCCAUCUACGCGUUCCAAGCCACCCUCGAUCCAACCCCGAACAGAUUGAAGGCUGAAGUUGUCCUGAAUGCCGACACGCCAAACCAGAGCGUCUUGUCAUCCGAGGUUAUUUGUCGCCAGGAGCCCGCAAAGCUGCUCAAGAGCUUCCCAGAUGCCAUCACCGGUGUCCAAUUACUCGGACCAAGCCAAUGUCAUGUGACGGUGGCCAUUCGCAGGAUACGCGAGGGCUUCAAGGCUACUAUAAAGGUCGUAUAGGACUGUAGGCGCGAGAAGGAACUGCUCUUCCAACCUAGCUGAAAAUAAAGGUCUUGACAUUCUGGUACGUCGUCACCUGUCGCGCAGACUACAAGCCGGCCCAAUCCCUUCCGCUGUCAACUCCCCAAAUCCAACAUUCACGUCACCAUGACAUGAACGUGCCCGCGAGGUGUCUGUCUUGAAUGGUGACCAUGCACUCUAGAGUUUAUUAGAAAUAGGGAUCGUCAGUGGCGCAGUGUAAACUAGACGGCCGGCACCUACCUCGUGGGACAGCCAUAUUAUGCACUGCCAUUUUCUAAAGACGAAAAAUCGGAAUGUCAGCAGGGUAAUAGUGUUUAUAGAUAAUUCUUGG
Molecule: messenger RNA, 2364 nt
Organism: Gaeumannomyces tritici R3-111a-1
Lineage: Eukaryota; Fungi; Ascomycota; Sordariomycetes; Magnaporthales; Magnaporthaceae
Exons: 2
Coding region: 396-2012 (538 amino acids)
Source: RefSeq, a predicted model, not a curated record